Molecule: messenger RNA, 3130 nt
Organism: Xiphophorus couchianus (Monterrey platyfish)
Lineage: Eukaryota; Metazoa; Chordata; Actinopteri; Cyprinodontiformes; Poeciliidae
Gene: vegfab
Product: vascular endothelial growth factor Ab
Exons: 8
Coding region: 690-1334 (214 amino acids)
Biological process (GO): positive regulation of angiogenesis; positive regulation of mast cell chemotaxis; positive regulation of protein phosphorylation
Cellular component (GO): membrane
Molecular function (GO): chemoattractant activity; growth factor activity; heparin binding
Source: RefSeq, a predicted model, not a curated record
GGCACUGCUCAGUCACAGAACGGUGAAAUCGAGAGAGGGGAGAACACGCUCAGUUCCCCUGCUGACCCGCUUUAAAUCGUAAUGACACAGGGAUAAAACACCCGAAGCAAUUAGACUAACUUUUUUCUUUUUCUGGGACGAUAUACAGUCAACGAUCUCUUCUUUUUCUUUUUUUAAUUUUUUCAUUUUAUUUUGUCUUAAUCUGCCUUACCGGGUUUCUCUGUGAACGUCAAGCGGCUCCACGGCUUCAAGUUACACAUAUAGGAGCAAGCUGCAAGUUUCUAAUGGGCAGACCUUUGGAGGCGGCUGGCCCACAAGCAUGGGAUUAUUCGUCAAAUGUGGCGAGAAAAUAAGGAUCUGCUGCGGAACGAUGUGAGACGUUGCGCGUCUUGGAUUCUCGCAUUUCUGGAUAUCUUGAAAAUCGUUGGCAACAGUUGAGAAGAGAGGGGAUUUUUUUUUUUUUUUUUUUUUUUUUUUUUUUUUUUAAACGAUUGUGUGUGUACGUUCAUAUUGCUCCAACCUUGGGACCAGCAAUGGAUUUACACCUCCCGGCCCCUGUUUUCUGAUAUUAAUAUUAUUAUUUUCCCUAAAGAAAGUUUUUUUGCUUGAUAACAGCCGCAUCGGCUGCUUAAAAGUUUUGGAAACCGUCGCUCUGCCCUUGCUUUAUUUUGGACUGGAUUUCCAACACCAUGAACUUUAUUGACAGUUUGACACUAUUAUUUUUGACGCUGUCAGCUGUCAAGAGUGCCCACAUACCAGAGAAAACAGAGAGACGUCCACAUGACGUGAUCCCCUUAAUGGAGGUGUACAACAAGAGUUUGUGUCAGCCCCGAGAGGUGCUGGUGGAUAUCCUGCAGGAGUAUCCAGAGGAGGUGGAGCACAUCUUCAUCCCGUCCUGUGUGGUGCUGAAGCGCUGCGCCGGCUGCUGCAGCGACGAGAUGCUACAGUGCACCCCGACAGCCAUGUAUAACGUCACAAUGGAGAUUAAAAGAAUAAAACUCCAAAGGCAACAAAAUGACAUUUUCAUGAGUUUUACAGAACACAGCGCAUGUGAGUGUAGGUUAAAGACAGAAGUCCGAGAAAAGAAAGAAAAAAAACCCCGGACAGGCAAAGGCAAAGGCCUAAAGAGAAAGCGAAAGAAAAACCGUGACAAAACAAUUCACGAUGCUGUCUGUGAGCCAUGUUGUGAUAACUGCACAGAGAGGAGAAAGCGUUUGUUUGUGCAGGACCCUUCAACCUGCCGGUGCUCCUGCAAACACACAGUUGAAUACUGUAAAGAACGCCAGCUAGAGCUCAACGAGAAGACCUGCAAAUGUGACAAGCCGAGAAGAUGAGAGAGGUGCCAGCACCAGAUGUACAAGAUGAAGGAACAUUUUAAAGAUAUUUCACAGCACAGCACUUUGACCUUUAUACCCUAAGCUCUUUACUGUGGAAAGCAUUCCCCCUGGACUGACAGAACAAAGAGAAAAACUGAAGUUUCCUCCCUCUGUAUAUCUGUGUGUAUAUAGAUCAUAUUAAAAGAUAAAAAAGUACAGAUUUGAUAUGCUGCUACAGAAACAAAUAACUAAACCCAUCAUUUGACUAAAAGCAAAGUAGCCGUCAUGUGGUUUUGCAUCUCUAACAGGCUUUCGAUGCAGAUGUGGUCUUAUUGUUAAUUCAUUGUGCGAGAUUACUUCACUGGAUACGAGUCUACUGUGGUUGUACGUCAGUCAUAACAAGCAAAACCUCUAGAUAUAUUUAACUUCUAAAACGGCGGGUGAGACUGAAGAAGACAUGGGUGUGCUUUGCUUUCUGAGAUGUUGGUUGGACUUUCGUUGGCUGACAUGUUUGGAGAAAACGGACGCGACAAAUGGGACAGCGGAGGGAAAACUGUCUCUGCUCGAGAAUGCUUCACUCUGAGGACUCCUGCAGGAGUCCUGUGGACUCUCACGUUGACAAUGUUGCGCUCGGACGGGACUCUAGAAUGAUGGUGCCAUAUACUUUCAAAGGGAUACUGGUUGUUGAUAUAGCAUUUAAUGUUUUGCGAUGUGCUACAAGAAAACCACUGAAAAUAUCCUAUAUACUGUAGUUUGAUUCCAUUUGAAAACUGUGCCUGACACAAUGUACUGAGAAAUAUUUUUGAGUGCUUUUUAAAUUAUUUCUUGUUUCCUUUUCAAAGAGGAGAUUGUCAAAGUUGUUUUCUUUAUGGAACACUACAAAUUCAUAGAUUAUACAUCGCCUCUGUACUUGUACAUAGUCAAUAUCCCUUUAUGCCAUCGUCCAUUCUAGAUAAUUUAUAAUGUUAUAGAGUAUUUUUCAGUAUUCAGUCGUGUACACAUAUUUAAUUCGGUCUAUUUAUGUAUGCUGUGUUAUGUACUUGUAGCUGUCUUUUUUUCCAUAUGUGUAAGGUCACUGAUGGUUAUGCUCAGCAUGGAGGCUCUCUGUUCUUUUCUAUAAAACCAGUUUUUUUUUUAAAAAAAUCAAAAAUGAUAUGUUAACAUUCCCUAAAUGGAUUAUUUGUACUGCCUUACCAAUGACAUCUAUAUUUCAAGCCGUUGUCAUCUAAGGGGGCAGGUGCCAUGUAGAGUUUUAACUUUUAUGAGUGUGUCUGGUAUGAAUGUGUGGUCGAAUGAAAGUGUUCACCUGCCCGUAGGAGUUACUAAAUUGUAUUUAAGAAAGUAGCAAGCUUGUGUUUUGUUCAUUGUGCAAAAUGGAAUUACUCUACUACAAUAAACUACUGCUAGUAGCUAAGUAUACACUACCAUAGCACUACCGCAAAUUUAAAAUUGGAUCUCCAUUCUGACAGCCAUCAGUCUUAGAGCCUCUAUUAUAAGAUAUUUUUGUGUCUUCUACACUUUUAACAUGUUUUUUUGUGUCUAUGUAAAACAGUAAAGCAUAUUUAUUUUCAAAUCAUAUUGUUUUUAUAUAAAAUAAGGAAAAGGUUGCAGUGUUGUGAAUGCUGUGUUUUCAUGACAGUUAAUUAGGCAACAGUUUGAGGAUUUUAUUUUCAUAAAGUGCUACUUACGCAAAAACUUGGAUUCUCUGUUGCAAAUGUAAUGUGGAAGAAGACGAACUAGAGAAAAUAGAUUCCUUCACCCUUUUAAUGACCGACAGGCAUUCAGCCAUAUGAAUAAACACACACUUUGACAAA